Symbiodinium sp. CCMP2592 is the source of this 932-nucleotide messenger RNA. The record is from the annotation of a GenBank genome assembly. NCBI's taxonomy places the organism in Eukaryota, Dinophyceae, Suessiales, Symbiodiniaceae.
GCUCCAGCAGCAGCCAGAGCAGCUCCUCAGCAGAAGAGCCAUCCAGCUCGGCAUCGCAAGCCCACAUGGAGGAUGCCGCGAGCCUCUAUGGCUUGAAUAAGAAAAAUCUUGUGAAGCCCCCCGAUGCAACGGUCUUGGACGAUUUGGGUGCACGGCAGCUGGCUUACACAGUCAGCUUCGUUACAUCCUCAAUGGUUGCUUCGGAUGCCUUCGAGAUUGGGGGAGAGCUGGUUACUUGCAUUGACACAGAAAGCCUGCUUCGUGACCGAGAGAUGACCAUGAAAAAGCAGAAGGCCAAGGCUUCUCAGACGGACGCCAAGUUCGAGGCCUCUUCUUUGUUACCAGACAGGAAGUAUACCGGGGGAAAGCGAGCCUGGACUGACGCCCUGGAGAGCAAGCUGAAGCUUUUUCGCGAGGAAGCCAAAGGAGAUUUGAAGAAGAUGCUCGGCACAAACAAGAAAAAGAGGACACCCGAGGCUCCGCCUGCGAAGGUUCCCCCGGAGCCGAAGAAAAAAAAGGAGGAGGAGGAGGAGGAGGACGAGGAGGAUAAAGAGGAGGCAUCGCCAGGCGAUGUCCCCCUGCUGCCCGACUCCGACGACUUCUCAGAGCCGGAGGGGGAACCGAAGGAAAGCGAUGAUGAUGACGAUGGUGACAAUGAUGUUUUCCGGGGCAAGUUCGCUGCUUCGAAGACGGGGCACAGUUUGGAGGAGCUGUUGAGCUCCUUGCCGGCCAGACUUGUGGCCGCGAAGGAUGAGUUUGAGGAUGCUGUCUUGAAGUCCUUGCCAUCGGAUCUGUCGAUGAGCUUUGUCUGCACGCCAUGUAAUUGCUCAGUUCGUGCAUUCAAAACAAAACAUCUCAUAGCCGAGGCCAGAUUUCUCGAACUGGUAUCGGGUGCUGCUCAAGGAGAAGCUCUUGAAGCUAGAGGAUUUUGA